This is a messenger RNA of Nanorana parkeri, 4889 nucleotides long. Its product is annotated as poly [ADP-ribose] polymerase 14-like. Gene Ontology annotation, biological process: negative regulation of gene expression. Lineage: Eukaryota; Metazoa; Chordata; Amphibia; Anura; Dicroglossidae. Gene Ontology annotation, cellular component: nucleus; cytoplasm. The record is from RefSeq and is a predicted model, not a curated record. The coding region runs from base 58 to 4872 and encodes 1604 amino acids. The transcript is spliced from 14 exons. Gene Ontology annotation, molecular function: NAD+ poly-ADP-ribosyltransferase activity; transcription corepressor activity.
UUGAGCUGAGAGGACGGGCCCCAUACUGACUCCCUGCACACUGCUCCCUUCUACACCAUGGGGGACAGACAGUACCCCUACCCUGUGGCCCUACACUGGACUCAGGAGCCCGAGAGCCUAAAAAAACUCAAAAAUAAACUUCUGCUGUAUUUCCAGAAGAGGAGCGAAUCUAAUGGAGGAGAGUGUGAGAUCCGAGACACCGACUGCAGCCGGGGAUACAUCCUCAUACACUACAAGGAGGGGGCAGGUAAGGAUCCCAUUGUGAAUCCUUCCACCAAAUCCCCAGAUAUUUUGUCAAUUGUUGAAAAAUUUUCAAGAAACUCCAGAGUCCGGACACUUAAAAUGACGGCACAGCUUCUGGAAGAAACUAAAACUAUCAGGGUUGAGGGUCUCCCCCCCGAAACACCUGAGGAUUUAAUCAGCCUGUAUUUUGAGAGCCCAAAGCAUGGCGGUUCCGGAACCAAUGAAACAUUAGCCAUUUCUGAAGAGGGCGCCGCACUGGUUACAUUCUCCACUGUGGAAGCUGCUAAGAAAGUUCUGGGAAGGAAGCAUCAGUUUUCUAAGAAAGACGUAUCUGUGUAUCCGUAUUAUCCCUCACAGGAUAUCGUACUUUAUGGAAAGCAAAGACCCCACAUACAAAAACCAGAGCCACUCACCUUCCCAAUAAAUCCGUACAUUUUGGAAUUCAUCGUCAGUAACGCCCAACAAAAAGACAACAUGGAAACAACAAUGGAGGCUCAUACAUGUGAGAUCAAAUGGCCGGAUCUACUCUGCCCCAACCCCGAAAUCACAUUGAACUUUCCUGACACCCUCUCUACUCAUCUCAGGACAUUGGCAAAGCUUGUCCCAACAUGGAACUACACGGUCCAUGCAGAGUUCUCUCGUCUCAUAUCCAAGUACAAAGUCAUAGAAUAUAAAAUGGAUCAGUCGGUCUGGGAUGCUAUUAGAGAACAUGUCAGCAGCUCCACAUAUAACGAAGUUCUUAUCAAACCUGACAUAGCUGCAACGAAGGUUUUCCUGGCAGGAUUUGUAAAGGAUGUUACAAAGAUUGACCCGACAUUCAGACAACUGGUGGAGGAAACCACUAAACAGGUUGUAAGAAAGAAUCAAGGCAAGACUGAGACGUUAUCCAUGUCCCCAGCCCUCUAUCAGAUCAUGUGUAACAGCGGCCUGAAGAAGAAGAUACUGGACCAAGUUCCAGAGCUGAAGAUUGACUAUGAUGUGCCAAGAAAGGAGAUCCGACUAUCAGGACUGAGAGAUGAGGUGCUCACUGCCAAGUGUGAGAUACUCGACCUCAAACAAGAAAUGAAAAGUAAAUCCAUCCAAAUGAAUCCACAUCUCGUUCAGUUCCUGACAUCCACCGAUAAUGAGGAACUGUCCUGUCUGCUGUUUGUACGUCACAACAUGAACGCACUGCUGGAGAUUGAUGAUGACAAUGUUAAACUGACGGCUUACUCAAAGAAAGACUUGGUGGAGGCUGAAGAACAAAUGAAACAAGAACUGGUGUGUAAAGAAAUUUGUGUGGAGGAAAAGAGUGUCCUUAACAGUCCUGAGUGGAGAAGUUUUCAUUCAUAUCUGCUUGAGUCGUGUAAUGCAGAAAAAAGCACAGUGCUGAUACUGGAGACACUUUCUGGAGCAGAGAACAAUGUCGUCAUCGCUGGUCUGUCUUCCAAUGUGGGGAAAUGUUACCAGCAAGUCAGUGACUUUCUAGAGGAAAACACUCCAGUGGAAAAGAACAUUCAGUGUAAAUCUCUGGUAGUUAUAGAGUUCCUCAAAGAAGAGAAGAAACAAGUGUUGGAUGAGUUGAAAAGUGAUAACCUGAGCGUGGCAAUCCGUAAUAAAAAUAUACGCUUGAAAGGCCCAAAGCCCUACGUAUCAAAAGCCUACACCCGUAUAAGUGACGUCCUGCGUUCCCUCUUCUCUGACACACUGUACAUUGAUAAACCCGGAGCCAAGAAGUUUUGUUUGGAACAGGAAGACCUUUAUAUCACUAUGGCCAAGAAUACAUUCAGAUGUCUCCUACGUUUUCAGAAGGAAGAGGAAGAAGAGACUGAAGAAGAUGAAACUGAAGAGAUGGAAGGACCACAAUGCCAAGUAAAUCUUCCAAAUGGUGUGGUCAUCUCUGUACAUAAAGAUGACCUGUGCCGCCUCAAAGUUGAUGUCAUUGUUAAUGCAGCCAAUGAGGAGCUGAAGCAUAUUGGGGGCCUGGCUGCGGCUUUACUGAGAGCUGCAGGUCCCAAACUACAAGAAGAUUCGGAUCACAUUGUCAAGACAGAAGGUAAAUUGUCCACAGGUGAGUCGGUAGCAACAGAUUCUGGUAGAUUGCCAUGCAAACAGAUUAUACAUACAGUUGGGCCCAGGUGGAACUCCACAUCAGCUACACAAUGUGAUCGUCUGCUACAGAAAGCCAUAACCAGCAGUUUAGCACUGGCUGAGGAGUACUGCCACAGCUCCAUAGCAAUCCCAGCUGUCAGCUCGGGUAUUUUUGGGUGUCCUGUAGAUAAAAGUGCAGAGAACAUAAUACAAGCCAUCAAACAAUACAUGGCCAACAAACCUAAAGGCAGCUCCACCAUUAAAGAAAUCCAUCUGGUGGACACUAAUGAGAAUACAGUACGAAUCUUCGCCUCCACUCUGAAAAAGGAGUUUGGAGAGGAGGAAGCUGAACCCGCUCCGCAAUAUAGAGCGAAAAGACCUGAGAAGGUGGAGAGACCCUUCCCCAAGGAGAGAGUCUAUGAGAGGAAUGUAUCUACCAAUCAGAUGAUGACCAAAGAAAACAUCGUCAUUACAACAGAUGCGGUUGUAAACAGCGUGGGAAAUGACCUACGACUCAGCAGUGGCGGAGCAUCGAAGGCUCUUUUAGACAAGGCCGGGGACGAGCUUCAGCAAUGCCUGAAUAAAGUCCGUUCUGGAGCUCAGGUGGAAGACGGUUCGGUGUUCAUCACAGAGGGCUGCAAUCUGUCCUGUAAGACUGUUAUUCACGUUGUGGUUCCUCGGUGGGAUGGAGGAAAUGGUUCUGCUGAGAAGAUUUUCAGGGAAGUCGUGAGGAGCUGUUUGUGUGAGUCAGAGAAGAGGAAAAUGAGAUCCAUAACAUUCCCGGCCAUCGGGACCGGAGUUCUGGGAUUUCCAAAAAGUUCUGUCGCCACUUUUAUGUUUGAAGAGAUUCUCAAGUUUAGCAGCAAAAGUAACCCCCAACAUCUGAGAGAAGUGUGCUUCAUUCUGCAUCCCAGUGAUAAGGAAACAAUAUCGGAGUUUUCCAAGGAACUGAGCAGCCGGAUGGACCGAAAUGCCACAGUAAGAACUCGGAGCAGUAUGGCGGCUCCAGGACCCUCCCACAGCUCACAAGUUGGUGCUGGAUCCAGUCCAGGUUUCUUUGGUACAGUGAGCACUCCAGUGGCCGGAACUCAUGAAAUGAAGGUCGGAUCGGUCACUUAUCAAGUGAAAACGGGAGACGUAACGAAGGAGGACACUGACGUCAUUGUCAACUCAACUGACAAGACAUUCACCAUGCGAUCAGGUGUGUCUAAAGCCAUCCUGGAUGCUGCGGGACAGAGUGUGGUGGAUGAGUGCACUCGGCUCGGAUCUCAGGGGAAUAAAGAGCAUAUUGUGACACAGAAUGGAAAUCUUCGCUGCAAGAAAAUCCUCCAUAGGACCGGCGCACAUUCAGCCACGGGAAUAAAACAUUUCAUUACUGAGGCUCUGACUGAGUGCGCUGGACUCCGGGCUACAUCCGUGGCCUUUCCUGCCUGUGUUGCAGGUGUGGGUAGUGUGUCCUCAUCGACGGUGGCCGACUCUAUUUUAGAAUCGGUGGCUGAUUUUGCACAAUCGCCCCAAUCUGUCCAAACCGUGAAAGUCGUCAUUUUCCAGAAGCAAAUGCUGAAUGAUUUCUACACCAGCAUGAAGAAGAAGGAGGGGAACGCUAUGCCCAAAAAACAGAGAUUUAUGUCCACAGUGAAGAACUCUUCAUCCUACAUAGCCAAAUUCAGCAUUUCUGGGUGGAACACGGAAGGCUCUGAAGAAGAUCCCGAGGUUUUUGAAUUAAGUGAAAACAUAGAGCCGGCUAUUAUCCAUCUGUGUGCGGAAAGUCGGGACACCGUGGACAAGACAAAAUCCUGGUUCAGUGACCUGAUGAUGAAGGAGCAGAAUGAGAACCUCAUCACAGAUGACUGGAUCCGGGACUUUGAUGACAAGGAACAGGAGGCCAUAGUACAGCUUCAGAAGGAGUACCAAGUUAGUCUUAUUUUCGACUUGACAAAUGUUACAAUCAAAGUGCUGGGCCUGUCCAAGGACGUUCUGGACGUCAGCAAUAAAAUCCACAAAAUAAUAAAGACUGUGCGAGAUAAGAAGACAAGAGAUCGGGAGGCGGAGCUGUGCAGUAAUUUGGUAGAAUGGGGAUACCUCAGCGGAAGCAACUUUAUUCCAUUUGACAAAAUGGCAAAUCUGGACCUGGAGAAGGCCAAGAACGAGAACACACAAUGUGUAUCUAUAGAUAUUAAUGGAGUAACAUACACAGUGAUUGUAGAAGAGCUAAAAGCAAGAGAUGCCAGAGGGAACACCUUCAAGAUUCAAAGAAAUUCUAAACACGCGGCCUGUUUUGGGAAUGGAACGUAUUUUGCAGUGAACGCCAAUUAUUCUGCAGAUGACACAUACUCCCGGCCAGAUGGGAAUGGAUACAAGUACAUGUACCUGAGCCGUGUGGUCACAGGGGUAUCAUGUGUUGGACAUCAGGGGAUGAUUGCCCCCCCACCCAAGGUUGCCACAAAACCCACUGACCUGCAUGACAGUGCCACAAACGAUCUGACAAAUCCUGUAAUGUAUGUGAUAUUCCAUGACAUCCAGGCCUACCCCGAGUAUCUCUUCACCUUUACUAAAUGAGCCGAUGACCCUCCCUG